This is a messenger RNA of Colletotrichum spaethianum, 735 nucleotides long. RefSeq lists its product as uncharacterized. The transcript has a single exon. Lineage: Eukaryota; Fungi; Ascomycota; Sordariomycetes; Glomerellales; Glomerellaceae. The coding region runs from base 1 to 735 and encodes 244 amino acids. The record is from RefSeq and is a predicted model, not a curated record.
AUGACCCGGACGCGGCGCUCCUACUCCCCCUCCUUCCGCUCCCGCUCCUCCUCCGCGGGACCCCGCGAACACCGACGUCCCGGCAUUAAGACCGCCGCAGUCUUCAUCGCCGCCGUCGCCGUCGCCACCAUCUGCGUCCACAAGUUCUGGCCGCGCGGCAUCGUCCACUCCAAGAAGGAAAAAUGGGAGCACUCGUCCUCGCCCUCGGGCCGCCGCUCGCGCAGGCGCAACGCCAUACGCGACCGUCACAACGGCUACAUCGACUACGACGACCACAAUGUCUUUGAUCGCAACGACUACCCGCGUGACGACAGGAGGAGGCUGCCCGAGAGGGAGUAUUAUCCGCCCCGCAGCCGCAGCGACGGGCGGCCGAGGGGCUACGAAAGCGACAGCGACGGGGACUCGUAUUACUCCGACGACUACCUGCCUUCUCCAAGUGAACGCUUUUCGAAGAGGCGGGGGACGAUCGAGGGGGACCGCCGAGGGAGGUCACGCAGGGUCGGCCCAGAGGAGGACAACGAGGUGGUUCGUUAUGAGAAGCAGUCAAACAGGUCAGAGGCGGAUAGGAGUCGUUUCGAGGAAGAGCGUCCGCAGCGGCCGCGAUACAACGAAGCUGUUGAGGAUUGGAGCCGGCGGGGAAGUCAACGGUAUCCGUCUCCGUCGGACGAGCGGGGCUAUAGAGGCGAGCCCGAGUAUGCAGACAGGAGGUCCCGGCGAAGGUCAGAUAACUUCUAA